Molecule: messenger RNA, 612 nt
Organism: Fusarium poae
Lineage: Eukaryota; Fungi; Ascomycota; Sordariomycetes; Hypocreales; Nectriaceae
Exons: 1
Coding region: 1-612 (203 amino acids)
Biological process (GO): vacuolar proton-transporting V-type ATPase complex assembly
Cellular component (GO): extrinsic component of endoplasmic reticulum membrane; Vma12-Vma22 assembly complex
Source: RefSeq, a predicted model, not a curated record
AUGGAUCAGCAACACAUUGACAAGCUUCUUGAACGCUAUCUCGGCCUGCUGGAUGAAUAUACCCAACUACGCCAAUCAUUGUCGCAACUGCAGUCUGGUAUCUAUCAGAACAUUGCUCGUGCAAAUUUUUCUGGAGAGAGAGGCAUGAGAUACGGCCAGGACCAGUACGAUGAAAGAAUGCAAGCCAUACGGCUUCUAUCUAUUGGCCAAAAUGAGCAUCAAGCCCCGAUUUUCUCACUCUUCAAUGCCCCUGAGGAGGAGGAGGAAGAAGAGAAAGGGGAAGAGCGGGACGAAAGCUCGGUCACUGACGGUCCAAAGUCAGAGACUGGAGAAGAAAAGCAAUCAGAAAAGAAGCGCAGGAACAAGAACCCUCUGCACUGGUUUGGCUUAUUUGCUCCCAUGAGUCUCCGUACAGCUCAAACACAAUCUAUAAAUGCAGUAGAGGAUAUCAUUCCCAGGAUCGUCUCUAUCAACGCUGAAAUGCUUGAUGUCGAAAUUGAAGUACGACGAGCCCGAAAACGUCGUGCCAAAGCAGAGAUGGCAGAGAAAAAGACAGCUCAAGCCACAACGGAUAUUCAGUCACAAAGUCCAGCACUUGAGGCAUCGCAAUGA